CCUGGCGGUGGCUUGCGGGGCGCUGGCUUUGUGCCUGGCCCUCACCGGGGCCACCAACCCCGGCUUCGUGGUGAGGAUCACCCAGGCUGGCUUGGACUAUGCCCAUCAGCACGGGGUCGCGGUCCUGGAGAAGGAGCUGGCCCAGCUGAAGCUGCCGGACAUCUCAGGUGACUUUCACAUCCGGCACGUGGGGAAGGUGCGCUAUGAGAUCUCCAGAUUGGACCUUCGCAGUUUCCACUUGCCGUACUCACGGAUUUCCCUGGUCCCCAAUGUGGGCCUGCAGGUCGCCAUCUCCAACGCCUUCGCCGAGCUGGACGGGGUGAAGAUACACUUCAUCCGGGACCACGGGUCGUUUGACCUGAAGGUGGAUAAUGUCUACAUCAAAAUCAACCUCAGGCUGGGCAAUGACGCCUCCGGGAAACCCACCGUGUCCACCUCUGACUGCAGCACCCACAUCUCCAAAGUCCGGGUACACUUUUCGGGCAGGUUUGGGUGGCUUUACAACCUCUUCUAUAAAGCUGUGGAGUCCCGAUUCCGGACGAUCUUGGAGGACAAGGUCUGUGAGAUCGUGGUCAGCUCUGUGCGCAGCGAGCUCCAGCCGUACCUCCAGACCCUGCCAGUCACAGCCAGGAUAGAUGCCAUGACUGGCAUCGAUUACUCCUUGGUGGCACCGCCAAUUGCUACAGCCCGAUCCCUGGAUGUGGGUCUCAAGGGCGAAUUCUUCUCCCUGGCUCGCCGCUCUGCCGUCCCCUUCCCUCCGGGGGUGCUGACCUUGCCCCCGGAUCACGACCGCAUGGUUUAUUUUGGGGCCUCCAGCUAUUUCUUCAACACAGCCAGCUUUGCCUACCACGCAGCCGGGGCGCUGGUCUUCGAGAUCACAGACGCCAUG
Messenger RNA from Antrostomus carolinensis (chuck-will's-widow), 889 nucleotides. Its product is annotated as bactericidal permeability-increasing protein. Gene Ontology annotation, biological process: innate immune response; lipopolysaccharide-mediated signaling pathway; defense response to Gram-negative bacterium. Gene Ontology annotation, molecular function: lipopolysaccharide binding. The transcript has 8 exons. The annotation marks the transcript as partial. NCBI's taxonomy places the organism in Eukaryota, Metazoa, Chordata, Aves, Caprimulgiformes, Caprimulgidae. The record is from RefSeq and is a predicted model, not a curated record.